Molecule: messenger RNA, 7272 nt
Organism: Dothidotthia symphoricarpi CBS 119687
Lineage: Eukaryota; Fungi; Ascomycota; Dothideomycetes; Pleosporales; Dothidotthiaceae
Product: ketoacyl-synt-domain-containing protein
Exons: 6
Coding region: 1-7272 (2423 amino acids)
Biological process (GO): fatty acid biosynthetic process; secondary metabolite biosynthetic process
Molecular function (GO): fatty acid synthase activity; 3-oxoacyl-[acyl-carrier-protein] synthase activity; phosphopantetheine binding
Source: RefSeq, a predicted model, not a curated record
AUGGCACACUUAGACAAGCAAGAACCUAUUGCCAUCAUUGGCGCUGCAUGCCGACUACCUGGAGAGGUAUCCUCAUUGGGCAACCUGUGGGAUAUGGUCAGUCAGGCGAAGACGGGCCACUGCAAAAUCCCAUCUGAGCGGUGGAACGCAGAUGUCUGGUACCAUCCAGACGAAGAUAGGAGAGGAGGGAUAUCUCUGAAGCAUGGUUAUUCUCUCCAACAGGAUGUCGGUCACUUUGAUGCACCGUUCUUUUCGACUACGGCGAAGGAGGCGGCAGCUAUGGAUCCCAUGAAGCGGCUUCUUCUUGAAGUGGCCUACGAAAGCAUUGAGAGUGCUAACAGUAUCGCUUCAGCUGGUAUCCCAGUGAAUUCGUUGAUAAAUUCACAAACAGGGUGCUAUGUGGGAUGCAUGACCAAUGACUACGAGGUACUAUCACUACACGAUAUCUACGACUUGGGUCACACAGCCGCAUCAGCUACCAGUGAAGCCAUGACUGCGAACCGGGUUUCUUGGUUCUUCGGACUGCAGGGUCCCAGUCUGACGCUCGACACAGCCUGCUCCUCGAGUCUGUACGCCUUGCAUCUCGCCUGUCAGUCAUUGAAACUGGGUGAGACAAACAUGGCAAGUUCCUCUACUUCGCUCGUGGCAGGUGUCAACUUAAUACUCAACCCCAACACGAUGCACCAGCUCUCGGCCAUGCACACGUUGAGCCCUGAGGGUGUAUCACAUACCUUUGACGACCGAGCCAAUGGGUACGGGCGUGGUGAAGGCAUUGGCUGCUUGGUGGUCAAACGUUUAUCGGAUGCGUUGCGGGACGGAGACACUAUUCGUGCCGUGAUCCGAGGCACUUCGGUGAAUGCUGACGGAAAGACACCCAGUAUCACGCAGCCCAGCUCUACAGCACAGGCAGACCUGAUCAAGAAGACUUAUGAGGCGGCAGGCCUGCCCCAAACGGAGACACAGUACUUUGAGAGCCACGGAACUGGCACGCCGGUUGGGGAUCCUAUUGAACUAGAAGCCAUCGCAUUCACUCUGGGUGCGAGCCGUGCUGCUGCUGGUCUUGGGCCUCUGUAUGUAGGCAGCAUCAAGCCCAACGUAGGGCACACUGAAGGCUGCUCUGGACUGGCCGGGGUGCUCAAAGCCGUGACUUGUCUGGAGCAGGGCAUGCUUGUACCGACAUACGGUGUCGAGAACAUCAAUCCCAGGCUGAGAUUGAACGACUGGAACAUCGCGUUGCCGCCACAGCUGAUGAAGUGGCCAGUUCGUGGCCAGCGUCGUAUCAGCGUCAAUUCGUUUGGCUUUGGCGGCGCCAAUGCGCAUGCUAUUCUUGACGAUGCUCACUAUUAUCUGGCGCAUCGUGGACUUGUAGGCAAUCAUAACACCGUUGUGCAUGACGAUGACGAUAGCUCCGAGUCAGGCAUCAGCGUCGGCACUAACACGCCACCGACGGAGGAUGACCAUACGCAGCGACUCUUUGUCUUCAGCACAAAAGAUCAAGCAGGCAAUCAGCGGAUGGCAGGCGUAUAUGCCAACGCGCUAGACAGUCCAGGUUUGAAUAAGUUUGAUACACGAUACCUGAGCAACCUUGCGUACACGCUCGCAUCACGGCGGUCCCCACUUGAAUUUCGCAGCUAUGCCGUGGCCUCGUCGAAGACAGAGCUGAGUGCCCAGCUACUCAAGGGACUGCCAAAGCUCGCUCGCUCCUCACGCCAGGAGAGCAAUCUGGUGUUUAUCUUUACGGGCCAGGGCGCCCAAUGGCCUGGAAUGGGGCGGCAGCUAGUCAAGAACGCUGUGUUUUUAGAGAGCAUCCAAACAUCGCAGCGAUACCUGGACGCGCUGGGCUGUGAGUGGAGCGCGCUUAAGGAGCUGGAGAAGACAGAAGGCUCCCUCAUCAGCCUGCCUGAGUACAGUCAAACACUGUGCACCGUGUUGCAACUGGCCCUCAUCGAUCUGUUGCAGUCGUGGAGCAUAUCCCCUGGUGCCACCGUUGGACACUCAAGCGGCGAAAUUGCUGCCGCGUAUGCUGCCUCAAUGCUCACUCACGCCGACGCGAUCAAGGUGGCUUUUUUCCGCGGUCUCUGCUCCGCUGCGGUCACCCGUGAAGGUGCCAUGAUGGCUGCUGGCGUCUCAGAACAUGAAGCGAGUGACUACCUGGCACACGUGACCGAGGGUACUGCCGUUGUGGCUUGCAUAAACAGUCCCUCCAGUGUGACGCUGUCCGGCAACGUCGAGGCCAUCGACAAGCUCGAGGCCCUCAUCUCGGGCGCCGGCAAGUUCGCACGCAAGCUGAAAGUUGAGACAGCGUACCACUCGCAACACAUGGCCGAGGUGGUUCAGGACUACUUUCACGGCGUUGGCGAGCUCUCGCAUUCCAUCGCCGGAACCAGCAGAACACUCAUGUUCUCGUCACUCAAGGGCCGGCUUAUCGAGUCGGCCCAAGAGCUUGAUGCGGAAUACUGGGUGUCUAACAUGCAGUCUCCUGUGCAGUUUUCUGCUGCUGUCAGUUCCUUGCUCAAUCAUCCAGCGCAGCCUGGCAAGAAGGCUCCCGUACGCUGGGGAGCCUUCGUCGAACUGGGUCCACACACGGCGCUGCAGGGACCGGUACAGCAGAUCAUUACCAGCAUUGGCGCCAACAAGGCGGCCAAGGAUGCUCCGUACCUGGGAAUGGUCCUGCGCAACAAGGAUGCUGUCACUACGGCUCUCGAGGGCGCAGGUCAGCUUUGGGCUACGGGCUACCCUGUUAACUUGACAGCCGCCAACGGGAGCGAGAGCAGCGUCACCGGUCCAAAGGCUCUGACCAACCUACCCCCGUACCCAUGGAACCACGGAAAGCGCUUCUGGCAUGAGUCGUACUUGAUGCGCUCGAAUCGCUCGCCAGCAGCACCACGCACAGAUCUGCUUGGAGUACCUGAAGACAUGCAGAACAAGGCGGAGCCGCGAUGGCGCAACCACCUACGCAUCACCGAGAAUCCAUGGGUCGAGGACCAUAAGAUCACUGGCACUGUGCUGUAUCCCGCUGCGGGCAUGCUUGUCAUGGCCCUCGAGGGCGCCUUUCAGACGGUGACGGAGCCAGCAACCCGAGCAAAAGUGUCAGGCUUCCGUUUCCGCGACGUCUCGUUCGAUCGCGGACUUGUAGUGACGACUGGGGACGAUGCGGCUGUUGAGACGCGGCUGAGCUUGUUGCCGCAUCCCACUGCAACAGGUCAAUUCAAAUUCACCGUCUACUCGACCACAAAUGGGACCUCCUGGACAAAGCACUGCUACGGAUCUAUUGCGCUCGAAUAUACCAUAGAUACCAGCCAUGUGGAGGAUGCAGUAGCACUGGGAGCCGAAUGGGAACGGCAUACCAUCUUGUACAAGAAGAUCCAAGACGAUAGCACGGCCGAGAUCGUUCAUGUCGACGGCUUCUACGAGCACCUCGAGCGCAUCGGAAUGGACUACGGCCCGUUGUUUCGCAAUGUAGUGUCGUUGACGACGGUCCCGCGGCUGCAUGCCGCUCAUGCCCACGUGGUGCUACCUGAUACCGCCUCGAGUAUGCCCGCCGGCUUCGAGUUCCCUCAUGUCAUGCACCCGGCCACCAUGGACUCCAUCUUCCACCUGCUACUAGCCGCCCUCAACGACGGCCGGCCUGUUGUCGAGGCUGCUGUACCGUACCGCAUCGCCGACAUGUUUGUGUCGGCCCAUCAGCCUCAUGGCGCCGGCAAGCGUUUCCGCGGCUAUGGACAGCUGGUGCAUAAAAGCCGUAGCGGCCAUGAGCUCAUUGGGGAUAUGGUCGUGUCCGACGAGGCCUGGUCUGGCCCCAAGCUCACCAUCACUGGCUUUGCCCUGCGCCAGGUCACGGCUGCUGAGAGUGCUGACGGCGUUGCGGUAAACAGUGUCGACGCGAACUUGCGCAAAUGCGCACAGCUGCAGUGGAAAGAGGACGUGGACUUCAUCAAAACUAGAGUCGACCUCAUCAGGCUUCAAGGUGCAGAUACACUCCUCUCUAUCUGGGUCGACCGCCUAGCGCACAAAAAGGCCGUUGAAAAUGUCCUUUUAGUCCUCAACAACAGGGCCUGCUCUGUCACAGCCAGCGCUUUGGGUACUCUCAUAGCACGCCUUGGAAAGCGUCCUGGCAUUCACAACAUUGUGGUCGCAGCGCCAUCCAGUAACGUGUUGGACACUUGUCGGCCCCUCUUAUCUGCUCCCGAACUCGACACCUUGAAAUGGGAUUGGACGUCUGGUGAAGAAUCGCCAGACGCUAUUAUCUCUGCUUACGAUGUAGUCAUAUUGAUUGCGGACAACCAGACGGCGGGCAUCCUAGCAGAACCAGGACCGCUUGCCCACUUACGCAAGCUUCUCUUAUCUCAUGGCCACCUCGUGGUCCUACAAGAGGACGAUGAUGAUGAGCAAAUAAACACUGUCGCAAUCCUACAAGCAGUUGGGCUCGCAGACUCCAUCGUAGCUCCUGGAAUCGUCAUAGCAUCUGCUCCCCAUUCGACUCCUGUCGCUCGCCCAUCUGAAGUCUACCUUCUCUUACCCGUGGAGCCUCUGCCUGAAACAUUGGGACUAGCCGCCACUCUGACAACAGUCCUGUAUGCGUCUGAGACAGUUGUUCAUAACAUCACGCUUUCUGCCGCAUCUGAGCUGGCUGGCAAGCACGUCAUAUCCCUCCUCGAAUCGAGCACACCUUUCAUCUACUCUUGGACUGCCGACGACUUCGACUCCUUCAAGACCAUCAUCUCUACUGCCGCACACGUCUUUUGGCUGACGCGUGGAGACCUCCUCAACGCUUGGGGUACAGAUGUCGCUGGGACUGCCUUUGCUCCCGCUCAGGGACUGCUGCGUGUGAUGCGCAAUGAGUAUCCCCUUGUAAAGCUGCCGCAUCUCGACCUAUCAAAGCGCCUUGGUAUAACAAGCCCUGCCGCAGCACAACUUGUCUUCGACGUAUGGGCGGCAUCUUUGAUGUCGAGCGCGGAAAAUGAGUUCGCUGAGAGCGAAGGCGCCAUAUACAUACCCCGCGCGAUUGGAAACCAUAUUUACGAUGGAGAGCUGCAGCUCGCAAGUGGACAAGCCAAGCCGAUUAGAAUGUUGCUCGGUCACAACAAAACACCCCUUGUGCCAAAUGAGGUGGUCGGAGGUGACCUAUUAUGGGUCGAUGAUGACACUGCCACAGAGCCUCUAGGUCCGCGCGAGGUCGAGGUUGAGGUGUCGUAUGUCGCCCUGGGCACUUUCCAUAUAGAAGAGGAUCUUUCUGGUCUUGGCCGCGAUGCUGUUGGCAUUGUGACGCGGCGUGGCUCGCAGGUUAUGUCGCACGUUGAGGGCCAGCAGGUCGCAGUUUUCCGCAGCCAGGGCGCCUUCAAGACGCACGUGCGCCAGGAGGAAACUUUAGUUGCCGUUCUACCAUCUGACGUGGUUCCUGAGCAAGUUGCUGCCAUACCCAGCCUUUUCGUCUCGGCCCAGUACGCGCUCCUCGAAAUAGCUAAGCUGCAGAGAGGGCAAACAAUACUCGUCCACUGCGCCGCCACCCCUCUCGGUCAGGCAAUCAUGCAGGUUUCUGGCAUAGUUGGUGCUGACGUCUUUGCUCUUGUGGGCUCCAAGGCGGAAAAGCAGUUGCUCGUAGAAAGGUAUGGCAUUACACCCGGACAUGUAUUCGACUCGUCCUUGCGAACCUUUGUCACGGGUAUUGCGCAAAUUACAAAUGGCCGCGGUGUCGAUGUCGUCUUGAGUAGCCUGUCUAGUCCUGCUGUGUUGCCAUCCAUGGAUGUCCUUGGAGACUUUGGCCACUUCGUCGACCUCGGCCAAAAGAAUCAGGAUGUCAGUCUACCGCUGUCUAAGCGUAAUGCCUCUCUCGUCCGUAUCGAUAUGAAUCGGGUCUAUCAGGCCAAGCAGGCUGUCAUCACUUGCCUCUUCCAACGCACAUUUCAGUGGCUCACCCGUGGAAGCAUCAAGCUUAUCGUACCCGCAUCCUUCACAUCUCUCACCGAAACGCAGCAAGCUUUGUCUAUCGUUACAAACCCUAAGUAUCAGGCAGGCACGACGAUCUUGUCACUCGCAGACCCAAGUGCUUCGAUAUUGAUGUCUCCGAGCCCUGCACCAGAGCUGGCUCUGGAUUCAGAGGGCACGUACAUACUGGCCGGUGGUCUGGGUGCACUUGGCCUCGACAUCGCGGGUAUGAUGGCCUCGCAUGGUGCUGGUCAUCUGGUUUUCCUGUCGCGUUCGGGCAAUAGCAGCAAGCACACACCUGCACUCAACGCUCUCCGCGCUCUGGGAACGCGCGCUGAGGCAUUUACCUGUGAUGUGACUAAGGCAAACAACAUUGCCGCCGUUUUCACCGAGCUCCAGCAACGAGGUUGCAAGAUUCGGGGUGUGCUACAAGCCGCCAUGGUGCUGGAAGACGGCAUCUUCGACAACAUGACCCACGACAAGUGGCUCCGCGCCUUCAUGCCCAAGACACGAGGAUCACGGAACCUCCUGAGCCAACUGGCCUCCUAUGACUCGUUUCAGGACGACCCAGCUAAAAAGCCAUUUUUCAUCCUCCUCUCCUCCAUCACCGGCGUCAUUGGAAACACGGCGCAAGCCAACUACGCAUCGGGCAAUACAUUCGGGGACGCACUCGCACAUUAUGCGCACACACACCUUGACAUCCCUGCAACAAGUAUUGACGUCGGACUUGUCAGUGACUCGUCACACUUUACCAAAUCCGGUGAGUUCGGCGACCUGAAGGGCUAUCUCAAUCGCUACAGCCACGGCUGGAACGGGCUGCAGACCAACCUCGAGGAGCUGCGUGUCUUGCUCUCUGCGCUGAUGAGGCGCGCCCACGAUGGCCAGACGGUGCCCGCACAGUUGGUGCUUGGGCUAGGUGAUGGUUUGGUGAGGCGUGCGGGUGGCGUUGGCUUCGAGCACGAUGCCAAGUUCGAACUCCGCGUGAAGAGAGAUGACGGCGAUGCGAGCGGAGAAGCGGACAGGAGUGGCAAGGGUGCGAGCGUAUCCGCGAAGCUGGCGCAGUCAUCGUCGCUGGUUGAGGCAACUGCCGUGGUCGAGGAAGAUCUCAAGGCGCAGGUGGCUGCGGCGAUUGGUGUCGCGGUGCUGGAAGUGGAUGCACAACGGCCUUUGUUUGACUUUGGAGUCGACUCUCUCAAGGCGGUGGAACUUAGGAACAGGGCACUCCGCGAGCUACAGAGCGAUGUGUCUGUGUUCGAUAUACUCAGCGCGACGCCGCUGGUAGAUUUGGCAACGAAAAUUGCUGCAAAGAGUAAGUUGGUUAUACUGGAUGAAAGAGAUAGUAUUUGA